Messenger RNA from Bicyclus anynana (squinting bush brown), 3630 nucleotides. RefSeq names its product retina and anterior neural fold homeobox protein 2-like. The record is from RefSeq and is a predicted model, not a curated record. Gene Ontology annotation, molecular function: RNA polymerase II transcription regulatory region sequence-specific DNA binding; DNA-binding transcription factor activity, RNA polymerase II-specific. The transcript has 3 exons. NCBI's taxonomy places the organism in Eukaryota, Metazoa, Arthropoda, Insecta, Lepidoptera, Nymphalidae. Gene Ontology annotation, biological process: regulation of transcription by RNA polymerase II. Bases 315 to 938 code for a protein of 207 amino acids.
UGCAAUCGCAUCACGCGUCCAUCCCAUUAUCCUAUCGCAUUAGGAAUUUUACUAAUCAGCGGCCGGAAUUCUCGCUGUACAGUUUUACGAUCACAUUGCAGAGAUUAAAUAGUGUUACGUUUGGGACACACGGUUCGGACAGAUCACUCUACAGAGAGAUCAGACAGUGUCGUUCGGGACUCGCAGUUCGCAGAGAUCACUCUAGAGAGAGAUCAGACGGUGUGGACAUCGGUGUGAUCAGUCGGCCAGUGCUAGGAUGGUCAGGAGGCGAGCGUGCGUGCGAUGAGCGGCGCGCGCUGAGGCUGGCGCACGACAUGGGCGGCGCGGGCUGGGCGCGCGACGCGCCCGCGCUGCUCAGCACGGCGCUGCUGCUGGCCGAGCGCCCGCCGCCGCCGCUCUUCACCAUCGACAGCAUCCUGGCGCCGCGCCCGCCGCCCGCGCCGCCGCUGCAGCUGCACCAGCUGCACGCGCCCUUCCACCGCGCGCACGACCUCUUCGGUGUGGGCAGCGCAGUGUCGUCGGGCUACGCGGGGCUGUACGGCGGGUAUGCUGCGGCGGCGCUGGCUGGGCUGGCGGGCCCGCCGCCCAAGCGCAAGCGGCGCCACCGCACCAUCUUCACGGAGGAACAGCUCGAGCAGCUGGAGAGCACCUUCGACAAGACGCACUACCCCGACGUGGUGCUGCGAGAGCAGCUCGCGCUGAGGGUCGACUUGAAGGAGGAGCGGGUAGAGGUGUGGUUCAAGAACCGGCGCGCGAAAUGGCGGAAGCAAAAGCGCGAGGAACAAGAGCGGCUCCGCAAGUUGCAGGAGGAGCGAGCUUGUGGGCGCGCGCUGGCGUCGCGAGCAAGGCUGUCGCCCGCGCGCCCUCCGCCGCCCGCACCGCCUACCCCGCGACCCUACACUGACGACUCCGAGGACUCUGACCUUGAAGUUGCCUAAGUGCUAACAAAGUGCAAGCAUGAUACAUAACUCUAAAGUGCAGUGCAAGAGUCCCCAACGACUCCAAGAACUCUAAACUUGAAUUCGCCUAAGUGCUAACAUGAGAAAUAACUCAAAAGUCCAGCGCAAGAGUCCCCGCGACCCUAUACCGACGGCUCGAAGGACUCUGACCUUGAAGUUGCCAAACAUGAGAAACGACACAAAAGUGCAGUGCUAUAGUGUUUAACUUUAAAGUGUUAACGUGAAUAAUGACUACAUUCAGUUGACGCUCGUUUUAAAAUUCGAACAUAUAUUCGAAAGUGCACAAAUAUAUAAACUUUUAAGGACAAUGUUCUAUUUAUAAAUAAAAAAAGCUUCUUAAGACAUAAAACGAGUAAACCUACCUACUUCAAGAAAUAUUUUUUCUGUCUGUAAAUAAUUUUAGCUAUGCAAGUGGAUACUCCAAUUGUCUAAAGUCUAAGCCAUUUCUGUAUAGUGAUUCUUAAGUUAUUGAUUGUACCUUCUACUUAGAUAAGUUGUAGUAAAAUCUGUCCAACUUUUGUGUGAUUAUAUUGUAGAUCUAUUAGAUUUACUACUAUAUAGACAAGUACAUACAUUACUAUCCAUCUAGCCUUAUGCAUAUUACUUACAUUAUAUAACUUUAGUUUGUACAUUUAUAUUUUUUACUCGUAUAAUAUGAGAAGGGCGAGUACUACAGAAUAAUCAACUGUUUAAGUGCUAGAUUUGCUGGUCGUUUCAACUAAGCCAUGUCCCGCAAUACUAUCCGUAUGGUCUCCUCCUCCGUAAGUCGUAAACCUCGUGUAUGAGGGUCGUGACUCGUGACCACCUCCACCUCUGAACUUUGACCUUAAGAUCUUAUGCUAUCUAGUUCUAUCUCCGGAUAUUCGGAGAGCAUCGCAGACAGACUUGACUUUGACUUGAGUGUAUUGCGGACCUGCAGGGUUAUUAUGUGUCUCGGCGUACCAUUCAAAUAAUAAGUCACUACAUUGUUUUUCAUCAUAUUUUCGUUUAUCAUCUAACAUCGUAUUCUUUACGAAAUCACAUAAGUGUAUUCAUUUUACGUAAAGUAGCCGUAAUAGUAGUGGUAGUAGCAAGUAGAAUCAUUAUUUUGAUGAAAAACCGUAUUACACCGUAUUUACGUAAUUUCGUUGAAAUAAUUAUGUAACAUAAUCGUAAAAUGAAAAAAUCACUGCCACUUGACGUAAAACUACGUAAUCAAGAUCAUUCCGUUGAAAUAUCUAUGUUAGAUGAUCACAAUUACGAAAAUACGAUGAAAAACGAUGUAGUGACUCAUUGUUUGAACGGUACACCGAGAUAAAUAAUAACCCUGCCAGCCUGCUGGUCAGAACAACGCAUCGGGCUGCGACCUCGCUGUCUUUUUCCUGCCACCUUGCCAGUAACAACAAUUUUUUCCAGAUUUUCUCAGUUUUUCCUGGCAAUGAGUCCGAAGUACUCUUGAGCUUGGCAAGAAUAGAUGCGUUGAUCCGGAAUGCAGUCCAUGGAAUCCGAAGCAUUUUCCUCUAGCAUUACAUCUCGAAAGCGUCAAUCUGUUUGAGGUCUGCAGAUUUUAGAGUCCACGUCUCAGCCCCAUAGAGAAAAAUGGAGAAGACGAGUGUACGCACAAGUUUUUAUCGUUAAUUUCGGCGAGAUGUUACGGUAUUUCCAUGUUUUGUGUAGCUGAGACAUGGCACUCUUGGCCAUCCCAAUCCUUCUAUGGUCCGUAUGGUCAAGUGCCUGUAAUUGCCAGAUCUUCGUGAAUUUUAAAAGCUGAAGUUUGUCAGCACAUGCUAACACGAUAUUAAGUACCUACCCACUAUUAUGAGACCGUUAAGAAUUUCCAUGAAGCAAUGUGUCUUUAACAGCAUAUUGAGGAAGUGAAUUCUCAAAUAUAAAAUUUUUUGCCCUUUGAAAUCUGCUGUGUCCUAUAUCUACCUAUCUAAUGGUAUUAACAAUGGACUGAGAAACUUACAGCUUUUAUAAACGACGAAAGACUGAUCGUCAUAGGCACAACGUUGUUUGUCCUCGACAGACAGGAGUCUUAUAAAUUAUUUAACCAAUCUUCGCACACCGUGUGAUCCAACUUGAAAGAUAGGAUAGCUUAUGGGUAGGGAAAAAGUAAGUGCACAUAAGUCAAGAUCGGAUCCGCUAGUUACAUUAUACCUAACGUAAAGGAAGCAGCAACAAGUACAUAUAUUUUGUCAAGGCGAUUAAAAAUUAGUAUUUUGUGAGUAGAACAAGCAUUAUUCGAUUGUUUGUGCCAUCAUUCCAUUUAAUGUUUAGAUAAUACUUAUGAUAGUCCAUUUUUAAAUAUGGAUACAGAAUACAUAUUUGUUCUAGACUUACCUACUAUGUGGUCAAGGAAAUUUCAGUAUCGACUAAUAAAACACAUUGUAUAUAAUAACUAUUACAAUAUAAAUUAUCGUAACUAUUUUUAUUGUUAGGUAUACGUUAGAGGCUCGCUAUAAAUUAUUAUGUUAUUAAAGCUUACAAAUGAAAAUUUAGCUGAUAGGUAAUCUGGUAAAGGCAAAAUUAUAUUUUUUUUCUAUCUAGAUCUAAAUUGAACAUUUUUAUUGGCAUACACAUUUGGUUUACUAAUAUAGAAUUAACUUAUAGGUAAAUUACGCCAUCAAAUAAACACUAAAACUGAAGCCUAGCUUUCGGCUUUUUGUUAUAGUUGUUAAAUUUACGAUAU